CGUACGGUCACUCUGAAUCAGCCGCCACUAGAACGCACGUGUUUACGUUUUUAGCAAAUUGAACGCAAUUUCUUGACUUUUUCGUACUUCUCGGGUAUAAUCUAAUAUCCGACACGCAAUAUGGGCAGAAACAAUCGCUCCCGUAAGCGCCGCGAUGAAAUGAAUAAGAUAAAGAAGGCGCGUUAUGAAGUAAAGGAGUUAAUUCGCCUAAAGAAAACUCUGGGACUCCUCGAUGCCGAUGGAAAUGAGAUCAUGAAAGAUAUUAGCGAUGUGGUCGAAAUUAAGACCUCCAAGGAGCUUAAGAGGGAGGCCAAGACCAAAGAGGAACAGGAACUGAUCUAUGAACACCAGGAAAGUCUGGAGAAGGGCGAAAAAGUCAAAGUGACCAAUGAAAACACAGGCGUGGAGCACGUUUUCAACAGCAAGACCCUCAAGGAUCAGUACGGCAAUUAUCCUUCGUGGUUCAAAAAGAAGAAGACCGCCAAGCGUCUAAGGAAGAAGCAGCACUCCCAGAAGAAGAACUUCAAGCAGGCCUGGACCACGGUUAAUGUACCCCUCUAAAUCCGGGGCAGAAUUACCCAUCUGGUAUAUAAUCAUAGUUUUUAAGUCCUCGCUUAGAUUAGGUAAUUUUGUAGGCUUUUUCUACAAAGAUGUUAUAGCUAAGAGUUCAUAUUUCAAAUUAAAGACCUCACAAGUUUUAAAACAAA
Drosophila rhopaloa is the source of this 707-nucleotide messenger RNA. Its product is annotated as protein LLP homolog. The record is from RefSeq and is a predicted model, not a curated record. Gene Ontology annotation, biological process: dendrite extension. Gene Ontology annotation, cellular component: nucleolus. Bases 121 to 561 code for a protein of 146 amino acids. Gene Ontology annotation, molecular function: RNA binding. The transcript is spliced from 2 exons. Lineage: Eukaryota; Metazoa; Arthropoda; Insecta; Diptera; Drosophilidae.